Molecule: messenger RNA, 1373 nt
Organism: Drosophila obscura
Lineage: Eukaryota; Metazoa; Arthropoda; Insecta; Diptera; Drosophilidae
Product: glycine-rich cell wall structural protein
Exons: 3
Coding region: 1-1284 (427 amino acids)
Source: RefSeq, a predicted model, not a curated record
AUGCGCUUGGCUUUUGGAUUGAACUCAUUUGCAUUUCCCACUGGUUUCUGGUUUGCUGUCGAAACUUCUUCUAAUCCGUAUGGUCCAUAUGCUCCAGAGGAGCUCGAAGUGAGCGAGGCAUGUGUGGGGGAUGCCCAUGAAGUUGACGAAAGCAAGACGAUCCACCAAAAUCUUCAAGCGAAAACCGGAGACGAAGAUGGAGAUGGAGCAUCAUCGGCCAUCGACUGCUGGGAGUUGGUUAUCAGUUUACUCAACGCUUUCGUCGGCUUUGUGAAGUUCCAGAGUUUUCGUCCCUCAAGUAAGAAACUUCCAGCAAUGAAGAUAUUCGUGUGUCUCUUGGCUGCUUUGGUCGCCACCAGUUCGGCUGGCAUCAUCGGAGGCGGCGGUGGAGGCUACAGUUAUGGCGUUGGCGGAGGUGGUGGCCAUCAGGAGGUGAAGACCAUCAAGGUCAUUCACCAGGAGGGCGGUGGCUACUCAGGCGGCGGACUUGGUGGCGGCUACUCCGGUAGUCAUCAGGAGGUGAAGACCAUCAAGGUUAUCCACCAGGACAGCAGCGGACAUGGCGGCGGUUACUCCGGCGGACAUGGCGGUGGCUAUUCCGGCGGACACGGUGGCGGCUACUCAGGCGGACACCAGGAGAUCAAGACUGUAAAGGUCAUCCAUGAAGAGGGUCAUGCUCUGGGCGGCGGUGGUGGCUAUUCCGGCGGACACGACCACGGAUAUGGCGCACAAGGACACGGACACGAGGAGGUGAAGACCAUCAAGGUUAUCCACCAGGAGGGUGGUGCACAGGGACACGGCGGUGGGUACUACGGCGGACACCAGGAGGUGAAGACUGUUAAGGUCAUCCACCAGGAGGCUGGUGGUCACGGCGGCUUCUCCGGCGGACAUGGCGGUGGCUUCUCCGGCGGACAUGGCGGUGGCUUCUCUGGCGGACACCAGGAGAUCAAGACUGUAAAGGUUAUCCAUGAAGAGGGUCAUGCUCUGGGCGGCGGCGGUGGCUAUUCUGGCGGACACGACCACGGAUAUGGCGCACAUGGACACGGAAACGAGGAGGUGAAGACCAUUAAGGUUAUCCACGAAGAGGGCGGUCAUAGCCACGACCACGGCCACUCCCACGGAGGUUUCGCUGGCGGUCACGAGGAGAUCAAGACCAUCCAGGUGAUCCACGAAGAGGGACACUCGCACGGACACGGUGUGGCUUCUGUGAGCAACGAGUAUCUGCCACCUGUGGUGUCGGCUUCCCAACCCGGCUACCUGCCCCCAUCCGGUGGCUGGAAGUAAAUCUCUCCUACCGGCCACCCGUUCUGUGUUUCGGUCCGUGUCAUAGUUCCCGAAAUGAUUCCGAACUAAUCCCGAAAUCCCCCAUCCGC